AUCAACUGAUUGCAAACAAGCCCUCAAACAUCGCCAAGCCAAGGCUCCAGUGACUUCAGGAGCUGGUGGUGAGGUUCCUGCCUCGCCCUGAGGACACAAACCACACUUCUCAGGUGCCCACACUGCAAUCUGGGAACUUGGUGCUCCUGAAAGCUCUCCACCCCAAACCUUUACAACCUCAGUGGACAGGCCCCCACAUCGUGAUCCUGACCACCCCCACGGGAGCAAAGCUUUUGGGAGAUGCCUCAUGGUACCCCCUGUCCCGGCUCAAGAAAAGCCCUGAGCAACAUGACCUUUACACUCGUAAGAUGCUGGGCUCCACCAAGGUCCGCCUUAGUCGGCCCCCUCCUACUUCUCCUCCUCCCUCCCUUGAGCCACACCAGGCUCGAACUUGAGCUGGUCACCCCUUUCCUGUGGCAGUUCAUUAUUCGGGAAACAUAUUGGAAAGACAAUGCCGCCCGCACACAUGUGGUUGGAACCGGGAACUGCGUACCAGCAGAAUGCCAGACACAGGUUGCAAUUACCUUUCCUCCCGGCGCCCUCAAGUCAUUAACCCCGGGUUUCUCUAGCCCAGCCUUAUGCUUCCUUUAUGACCAAACUGAGACAUACUGCAGCUGGUGGGCAGACACGUAUGGUGGCUGUCCAUACUCCUCAUGCAAAAUGCACCUGGCACUGGACUGGAACAAAGAACUCAGCAUUAACAGACAGGGUCUUUUUGUAGGGGACGGUAAGGGAAACUUUAGAAUCAACAUCCCAGACCCAUGGGAUCCAAGGUGGGCAUCUGGGGUAGAAGGGAAAUUGUAUUCUUGGCGAUGCAGCGCUAAGCCCUCGGGGACGAUUCAUAUUCACCGGGGGUACAUUAGAAUUGCCCCCAAAGGCCUCCAGGACUUACAAGAACCAUCCCUCGUCAUUUUAGAAAGUGAGCAGUCCUUAAAUGACCACUUGCCACCUAAAGAAUACCUGGGGGCCUCAUUGUCCCCUGACCCCUUUACCUGGCUCAAAACAGUACAAGAAGCUGCCACCCUCCUUAACGUGCCGGGCUUUACUAAUUUGUCUAAAUGCUUUCUUUGUGCCCCAUUGCAGCGACCUCUAUUAGCCGCGGUGCCCCUAACACACUUUACACCCUCCAACUCGACUAAGGCGUGCCCCCCUCCUUUAAAGGAAAUUCCCUUGUACCUUCCUCCCAACACCAGUGAUAAUGGGACCCACCCCAUUUGUUACCAUACAACAUUCACAAGUUUUAGGUGCAAUGCCACCCGAGGCAUCACAGGUAUUGUCAGGGCACCACCUGGCACAUUCUUUUGGUGCAAUGGGACCCUCUAUAAGUGUAUCAAUGGUUCCUCUCCUGCCCCUUGUAUUCCAGCUACUGUAGUCCCCCAGCUCAUGCUGUAUGGGCAAGCUGAGUUGGAAGACCUGGUAUCCCUCUUCCCGGAACCACCUCGGCACGAAAAGAGAGCAGUCUUUUUGCCCGGGGUGUCCUUGGCCUCAUCCUUCGUAGCUGCAGGCCUAGGGAGCGGUGCUUUGGGCCCUAGUGUUGUUACAGCGCAGGAUUUUGAAGAUCGCCUGCGCCUUGCAGUGGAGACCUCCUCGGCCUCCACAGCCUUGCUUCAACGACAGCUCACCUCAGGAGCGCAUGUUGCCCUGCAGAACAGAAGAGCACGAGGCCUUCUUACAGCGGAAAAGGGUGGAGCCUGCCUAUUUCUCCAAGAGGAGUGCUGCUACUACAUCAAUGAAUCUGGUCUGGUUGAGCAAAAUGUGCAAACCUUAAAUAAAUUAGGCGAGAACCUCUGGCGGUAUAAACAAACCACAUGAAACUGCCUUUGGUGGCAGCAGUCGCCACUAACGGCAUCGGAACGCCCCUAGUGGGCCCUCUCGCUGUAAUUUCUCUCUUAUUUCUUUUAGUUCCCUGUUUCUUUAAAUUUCUGCAAGGCCACCUUUGAGAGAUGACCAAUGUUGCAGCUAACCAGCUCUUGCUUCACCCGUACUUUCCACUGCCCAAUGACCUACCUCUGCCUGACCAGGCCUAUACCCCUCUUCGCCCCCUGCCAGCAGGAAGUAGCUAGACUGAAUCCAGCACCCAUAUUAUCACCAAAAGGCCAGAAUGUAAGGCUGGCCACAGGUCAGGUCAAGGAUGGUCGGUGGGUGAACACCCCCACCCUGCCUGAAAAUGGAAACUUACCAAAGACAGUCUCCAGAGACAGACCAGGAACCAUCUGUGGCUCAAUGAAUGGAACCCAGAUGCUGUUGACUAUCUCGGGACCUGCAUGUGGCAAUGGCCCAACCCCAGCCCAAUGGGAAAUUCCAGCCAGUUCAGUCUGCCUGAAAACCCCCAUCUAAGUUUGCAUAUAAGCAUCUCUCUUCCUAGCCUGUGUGCUACUUCACGGGCCCCACUCUCGGACCUGUGGAUCUCUCCCGGGGGCGCAGAAUAAACUCCUUCUUCUUCUCUCUU
This is a messenger RNA of Echinops telfairi (small Madagascar hedgehog), 2449 nucleotides long. Its product is annotated as endogenous retrovirus group FC1 Env polyprotein. The transcript has 2 exons. Bases 241 to 1812 code for a protein of 523 amino acids. The record is from RefSeq and is a predicted model, not a curated record. NCBI's taxonomy places the organism in Eukaryota, Metazoa, Chordata, Mammalia, Afrosoricida, Tenrecidae.